Messenger RNA from Pogona vitticeps (central bearded dragon), 2581 nucleotides. It is a transcript of the gene EXOG, whose product is annotated as exo/endonuclease G. Gene Ontology annotation, cellular component: mitochondrial inner membrane; nucleus. Gene Ontology annotation, molecular function: nucleic acid binding; 5'-3' exonuclease activity; RNA endonuclease activity. Gene Ontology annotation, biological process: apoptotic DNA fragmentation. Lineage: Eukaryota; Metazoa; Chordata; Lepidosauria; Squamata; Agamidae. The record is from RefSeq and is a predicted model, not a curated record.
CCCAGGUCUUCCGACGAAUUUUGGCGCGCUUUCCCCUCCCCUGAGGUAACCUGAGGAGGCCGGCGUCUGAGGGGAAAGGAGGCGGUGCUUCUCUUCCGCCCACUCUCGCGGGCGGGUGAUGGCGAAGGCCUUGGCCGCCCGUUUCACCCGGAGCCGCUUUUUCACCGGUUUUGUGUGUGGAGCAGCAGCCGGAGCCGCCGCUUCCGGGCUGGCCGCCCUGAGUCUCCUCAGGAACCACCACCACCCACCUCAGACCCAGCAAAGCCCCGCCGCCGCCGACCUAAAAGAGCGGGAGGAGGAGGAGGAACGAGAGGAACCUGUGCCGGUGUCUUUGUUGGAAAAGUACGGAUUUCCUGCAGCUGGAACGCAGACAAGGUAUUAUACCAACCAUGCACUAUCUUACGAUCAGACGAAACGCAUACCCAAAUGGGUAAUUGAACAUAUUUCCAAACACAAGACCUUGGGCAACGCAGACAGGAAACACUGUAAAUUUAGACCAGAUCCUAACAUCUCUCCAGUGUUCAGCGCCAUGAAUGAAGACUACAUAAGGAGUGGCUGGUCACGAGGUCAUAUGGCGCCAGCGGGGGAUAACAAAUACUCACCAAAGGCCAUGGCAGAGACGUUCUAUCUGUCCAACAUUGUGCCUCAGAACUAUGAAAAUAAUGCUGGAUUUUGGAAUAGAGUAGAAAUGUAUUGCCGAGAACUGACUGAAAGAUUUGAGGAUGUCUGGAUCGUUUCAGGACCCUUGAUAUUAUCUCAUAUGGAGGAGGAUGGGAAGAAAAGAGUUACUUAUCAGGUAAUUGGAAAAGACGAAGUAGCUGUACCUUCGCACUUGUACAAAGUAAUUCUUGCCAGACGGAGUGAAGCAUCUACAGAGCCGUUGGCCCUCGGCGCCUUCGUGGUACCCAACAACCCUAUCGGCUUCGAUCACCAGCUGCUGGAGUUCCAGGUUAGCCUCGAAGCCCUGGAAAGAAUGUCAGGCCUUGUUUUCUUCCCACUGGUGAAUAAAAGCAAAGAUGUUCGAGAUAUUUGUGAAGUUGAUACUUGCAAACUGAUGGACUUGGAGGAGUUCACUUUGUACAUCUCCGCACGGAAGCUGCAGAACGCCAGGACCCUGGAAAAGUUGGAAAAGAUCAUGUCUGACUUGCAGCGAAAAGGAAUCAAACCUGAUGAAUAUUUCCUAAAAGUUUAUGAGAAGAAGAAAGAAGAAUUAGCAACGCAGGAGUCAGAUGAAACCAGAGAAAGGAGAGCUGGCUAAUAAGCUCAUUUCACUAUUUUUCCAGUGACCAGAAUCCUAUUUGUGUCUGGAUAAUUUGACAUGUCUGAUUGAUUAGGCGCUGGGGUGUGUUUUGCCCACAUGCGUGAUCAAGUGGCCAGCAGCAUAUCUGUGUUGCCUCCCAUCACCUCAUUGGUUAGCCGCAGUUAGCCGCCAAAAGGGAUGCAAACCUUACAUGAACACCAGUUAGAUAUAGAGAAUUUUCCAGUUGCCUGCACUUCUGUGAUAAAAAUGCAGCACUUUGCUGUGAGAAAUUUUAAAAGCCACCCACCAUGGGUACAGGUCAAUAGUGGGGCUUCUGGUCAAUUGUUUAUGCUUCCCUCUAAGAGGGGAAACAUAUAAAUAACCCAUGAUUAGAGUAGGAAAAUCCUUCACAGCUAAUCAUAUGCAAAUGUCACAGGAGGAGAAUUUGUCACCUCUGGGAGUUUUCAAAAUAAUUCUUUUCCUUUGGCAAUUGAGUUUUCAAAGUAAUUCUUUUCCUUUGGCAAUUGAUCUUCAGGACUUAAAUACGGGGAUUUUUGUCAGGUCUGGCUGAAAGAUUGUCUGAGCCACAGCUCUCCAACACUAAAAUGCUUUCAGCUCUAAUUACGGACCUACUGGAAUGCCGGCUUGUGCCCUAAAUUGCUCAUCAAAUGUUGUCUAUAACCAGAAUCUCUUUGACGAAUAAAAAAUUGUUUUAAAAAGUUUUUUUUUUCAAGGAAUGUAAGUAAAACUUGUUUUCAUGUAGCAUGACUUUUCUAACAGGAAAUGUUGAUAAAUGAUGUUUGUUUCCUUUAUAUAGACUGUAGAUACACUCAAUUAGAUUAAGGAAAAUGGUAAAUAGAUGACUUCUAAAAAACGUAAUAUUGUUUGUAAAAGAAAGUAACCUUUCCCUUCAAAAAAUGUUUCUACAGUUAUCUUUAUUACAGUUAUCUGGUUAUUCCAGAAAACUCCUAGUCUUCCAAAAAUUUGUUUUCUCUUUUGUGAAUAUAAUGCCAGGUAGAUUAUGUUCUUAUAUAAGCUGACAUGUUCCCUGUAUGUUUCUGAUGCUCUAUCAGGAUAAUCUUGCCAUCAAAAGGUUGGCUGCUAGGUGGCAAUUUGACCAUAGCAACUGUGAACACACGAAUGGUAUAAAAUAGUUGCAGUCUGUUUCAGAGGAGGUAACCUUUCAUCGGAGCGAACGUAUUUUAUAUUUGUCUUAAGUAUGUAUGUAUUAUCCAAUGAACGUGAUGCUUAUUAAACUUUAAUACAAUCCACGUCCCAUUCGUUUUACCACAAUAGCUUCCCUAAAGAGCCAGUGCUAUUUGUUAACAUUAGAUAAAGGUA